Messenger RNA from Anopheles maculipalpis, 864 nucleotides. Its product is annotated as ficolin-1-A-like. The transcript is spliced from 2 exons. The record is from RefSeq and is a predicted model, not a curated record. The coding region runs from base 1 to 864 and encodes 287 amino acids. NCBI's taxonomy places the organism in Eukaryota, Metazoa, Arthropoda, Insecta, Diptera, Culicidae.
AUGAAGUGUGUGAACGUAAUAGCUACUGCGGUGCUCAUCAGUGUAAUGGCUUCCCAACUGCAAGCUACAACAACACCAACAGGAUUUGGCUUUGAACUGCUGCAGACACAGCUGGAAGCAUUCGAAUCACGAAUGAAAAAGCAAUAUGAUGACAUGCAACAGAGCAUCAAACUGAACCGGAUUGAACUUGAAACUAUCAAGCGAAACACUGCGGAAUCGCUUAUGAACCAAGAUUCCGGUGUGUAUUUUGUGAAUCUCAAACCGUCGUCAAACGAAUCGUUUGCAGUGUAUCGAGACGGCUCAAACAAUCAUGGCUUCGGAAGCAAUUGGACCGUCUUCCAAAGAAGAUUCGAUGGUUCGGUCGAUUUCGAUCGUAACUGGACGGAGUACAAACAGGGAUUUGGUGACCUCCGUCGUGAGCAUUGGUUAGGCUUGGAGAAGCUCAAAACCAUACUGGACACCGAACGCCAUGAGCUGCUGAUAGUAAUGGAAGACUUUGAAGGUGUGACGGCGUUCGCAAAGUACGAUGACUUCAAAAUCGGCAAUGAGAGUGAAAUGUACAAGCUCAACUCACUUGGCACGUACAGCGGCAUUGUGGGAGAUUCCUUCAGUUCUCAAUUGAAUCACAAGUUUGCGACCAGUGAUCAAGAUAAUGCCGGCAAGUGUGCAGAUAUUUUUAAAGGUGGUGGAUGGUACUCUUCGUGUUAUCAAAGCAAUUUGAAUGGUAUUUAUCUCAAGGGAGGCAAACAAGGUACGAAUAAAGGCAUCCAUUGGUACUAUUUCCGCGGCUAUCACUACUCAUUGAAGGCUACUAAGAUGAUGAUACGACCAUAUGCCUUAAGGAGUCACGGAUGUGGACAGUGA